Messenger RNA from Sinocyclocheilus grahami, 613 nucleotides. RefSeq names its product urokinase plasminogen activator surface receptor-like. The record is from RefSeq and is a predicted model, not a curated record. The annotation marks the transcript as partial. NCBI's taxonomy places the organism in Eukaryota, Metazoa, Chordata, Actinopteri, Cypriniformes, Cyprinidae. The transcript is spliced from 5 exons.
UGAGCACUGAAACAGGCACGUCAUUUCAUUCACCUCCUGAUCAAAUAUGGAUCUGCAAAUCUCAGUUUUUCUUCUGUUCAUCCUUUUCACUGCAGGACACUCUCUCAGCUGUUAUGAGUGCAGGUUCAAUCUGACGGGUUCUUGUGCAAAUCAAAAUGAAAAAACAUGUCCCAGUGGAUUUUCCAAGUGUAUGAGUACAACAACAGAGGUAAAAGUUGGUGGCAUUAAUGCUAAAGUGAAGGCUAAAGACUGUGCUGUUGACUGUGUAAGUGGGUCCAUGAACCUCGGCACUGCAAAGACAUCUUUAGCGUGCUGUAACACAGACCGGUGUAACGUCCAAGACGCUCCAGAUCCCAGCACUAGCGCCCCCAAUGGAAAGACUUGUUACUCUUGUGAUGAGAAGAGCUGCUCAAACAUAUUGAGCUGUUCAGGAAGUGAAGACCGCUGCUUUAAGGCAACAGGCACUAUCGGUGGCCAGUCAACAGUUGUAAAAGGCUGUCUCUCUAAAUCUAUCUGUGAUGCUGAAACUUCGGUUAGAGAUGUUCAGAGUGCCUCAUGUUGUGAGGGGAAUCUGUGUAACAGUGCUGAGAGUGUCACUCAGAGCUUCCUGUUC